This is a messenger RNA of Psammomys obesus (fat sand rat), 2493 nucleotides long. Its product is annotated as alpha-amylase 1. Gene Ontology annotation, molecular function: cation binding; alpha-amylase activity. Bases 345 to 1700 code for a protein of 451 amino acids. The record is from RefSeq and is a predicted model, not a curated record. Lineage: Eukaryota; Metazoa; Chordata; Mammalia; Rodentia; Muridae. Gene Ontology annotation, biological process: carbohydrate metabolic process. The transcript has 11 exons.
GUCCAGUCCCUCGCAGGCCACUGUGGAGCUCAGAUCACAAUGUUGACAGAGAUUAUAUAAGGUUUGAAAGAGUGAAUAUUGAAAGGAAGAGUGAUACAAAAUUAUAAAAUUCUAAUGUGGUCUUUUUUUUUUUUUUUUUUCAACUGAAGAGAAACUGAAACCAAAACAGUCAGAUUUGAGAUUUGUGCGUGUUUUUUUUUGUUUGUUUGUUUUGUUUUGUUUUAAAUAAUUGACAAACACUGAACUGAACUGCUGUAGGUUUGUUUGUUUGCUCAUUUAUACAAGUUGGAGUUGGAGAGGAAUAAAAUAGUUAUUAGAAAGAACACUGAACACAUCAUACCAAAAUGAAGUUCUUCCUGCUGCUUUCCCUCAUGGGGCUGUGCUGGGCUCAGUAUGACCCACAUACUCAGUACGGGCGGACUGCUAUUGUCCACCUGUUUGAGUGGCGCUGGGUUGAUAUUGCCAAGGAAUGUGAGCGAUACUUAGCUCCCAAAGGAUUUGGAGGGGUGCAGGUCUCUCCACCCAAUGAAAAUCUUGUAGUCAACAAUCCAUCAAGACCAUGGUGGGAAAGAUACCAACCAAUUAGCUACAAAAUAUGCUCAAGGUCUGGAAAUGAAGAUGAAUUCAAGGACAUGGUGAAUAGGUGCAACAAUGUUGGUGUCCGUAUUUAUGUGGAUGCUGUCAUUAACCACAUGUGUGGAGAAGGGGCUGCAGCAGGAACAAGCAGUACAUGUGGCAGUUAUUUCAAUCCACAAAACAGGAUGUUUCCUGGUGUUCCGUACUCUGGUUGGGACUUUAAUGAUGGAAAAUGUAGAAGUGCAAGUGGAGGCAUUGAAAACUACAAUGAUGCUGCUCAGGUGAGAGAUUGCCGUCUGACUGGCCUUCUGGAUCUUGCACUUGAGAAAGAUUAUGUCCGUACCAAGAUAGCUGACUAUAUGAACCAUCUCAUUGACAUUGGUGUAGCAGGGUUCAGACUUGAUGCUUCUAAACACAUGUGGCCUGGAGACAUAAAGGCAGUUUUGGAUAAACUGCAUAAUCUAAAUACAAAAUGGUUCUCUCAAGGAAGCAGACCUUUCAUUUAUCAAGAGGUAAUUGAUCUGGGUGGUGAAGCGGUGUCAAGUAGUGAGUAUUUUGGAAAUGGCCGUGUGACAGAAUUCAAAUACGGAGCAAAAUUGGGCACUGUUCUGCGCAGAUGGAAUGGAGAGAAGAUGGCCUACUUAAAGAACUGGGGAGAAGGUUGGGGUUUCAUGCCUUCUGACAGAGCCCUUGUGUUUGUGGACAAUCAUGAUAAUCAGCGAGGGCAUGGGGCUGGAGGAGCAUCUAUCCUGACAUUCUGGGAUGCUAGACUGUAUAAAAUGGCUGUUGGAUUUAUGUUGGCUCAUCCUUACGGAUUCACACGAGUAAUGUCAAGUUACCAUUGGCCAAGAUAUUUUGAGAAUGGAAAAGAUAUUAAUGAUUGGGUUGGACCACCAAAUAACAAUGGAGCAACAAAAGAAGUGACCAUAAAUCCAGACACUACUUGUGGCAACGACUGGGUCUGUGAACAUCGAUGGCGGCAAAUAAGGAACAUGGUUGCCUUCAGAAACGUAGUCAAUGGUCAGCCUUUCUCAAACUGGUGGGAUAAUGGCAGCAACCAAGUAGCUUUUGGCAGAGGAAACAGAGGAUUCAUUGUCUUUAACAAUGAUGACUGGAUUUUAUGACAUGAAGAACUAGAGCUACUCAGUUUUUAAAGUGCUGUGAAAAAGAAGAGAAAACAUGAGAAAAGAAUGCCCAUUCUUUAAACACAUCUCCAACCCAUGUGUAUGUGUGUGCCUGUGAUGUGUGAGUAUCACACCAAAAGCUAACCUCUUGAAAUGUUUCUUUCUUCUUUAUUAUCUUACCUCAUCACUGCAAGAGAUUGUAGAGAUUCAACUCAACUGAAAGAGAGCAAAAGAGGUUAUUUCUCAAAGUGUUAUGAAAAAGAAUAAGAAGGAAAGUACAGAUAGUUGAGACAUCAGACAUAGUCCUAAAAUAACCCUGGGUAAAUAUAUAAAGAAUUAACCACCAAAUAUAAUCUACAUGAGAAAUAAGAGGUAACUAGGAAAAGAGAGACAAAAACUUCCAAGUAUACAGCACAGAAUAUACUGCAUGUUGAACCUGAGGCACUGAUAGGGACUGGUUAAAUAUAAGUAACUCAAAGUUUGUGUGACAUGACAACGGAGGAAAGAAUUGCAGGGAGAGGUUUCAGACACAGGCUUCGUAGUUUUAUUAAGAUAUUUGGUAUUUUACCUUAUGGCAAAUGUCAAUCUACAAAUGAUAUUUUAAAGCUUAAUUUUGCUGACAGUACAGGUUCUCUUAUUUGAAAAUCAGUCAAGUUCAAGUUAGAGAAUGGAUGUUUGGAAGAAGGGCUAAACUCAGUGUAUUUGUUGUAAUCAGAUACACCUAACAAAAAAAAAUCACAAAAGGUAAUUUUUAAAUGAAAAUUUCAAACAAUAAAUUUAUCUGUAGUUUACA